Messenger RNA from Grammomys surdaster, 2642 nucleotides. RefSeq names its product EH domain-containing protein 1. Gene Ontology annotation, molecular function: molecular adaptor activity; protein binding; GTP binding. Lineage: Eukaryota; Metazoa; Chordata; Mammalia; Rodentia; Muridae. The transcript has 3 exons. The record is from RefSeq and is a predicted model, not a curated record. Gene Ontology annotation, cellular component: intracellular vesicle; presynaptic membrane; plasma membrane. Gene Ontology annotation, biological process: endosomal transport; clathrin-dependent synaptic vesicle endocytosis. The annotation marks the transcript as partial.
GUUAUGACUUUGCGGCUGUCCUUGAGUGGUUCGCAGAGCGUGUGGACCGCAUCAUCCUGCUCUUUGAUGCCCACAAGCUGGAUAUCUCAGAUGAGUUCUCAGAAGUCAUCAAGGCCCUCAAAAAUCAUGAGGACAAGAUCCGUGUGGUGCUGAACAAAGCUGACCAAAUUGAGACCCAGCAGCUGAUGCGUGUGUACGGCGCUCUCAUGUGGUCGCUUGGGAAGAUCAUCAACACCCCGGAAGUCGUCCGCGUCUACAUCGGCUCCUUCUGGUCACACCCACUGCUCAUUCCUGACAACCGGAAGCUCUUCGAGGCAGAGGAGCAGGACCUCUUCAAAGACAUCCAGUCUCUGCCAAGAAAUGCUGCCCUCAGGAAGCUCAAUGACCUGAUCAAGCGGGCCAGGCUGGCCAAGGUCCAUGCCUACAUCAUCAGCUCCCUCAAGAAGGAGAUGCCCAAUGUCUUUGGGAAAGAGAGCAAGAAGAAAGAGCUGGUGAACAACCUGGGAGAGAUCUAUCAGAAGAUCGAGCGGGAGCACCAGAUCUCCUCCGGCGACUUCCCAAGCCUGCGUAAGAUGCAGGAGCUCCUGCAGACCCAGGACUUCAGCAAGUUCCAGGCCUUGAAGCCCAAGCUGCUGGAUACAGUGGAUGAUAUGCUGGCCAACGACAUAGCUCGGCUGAUGGUGAUGGUGCGCCAGGAGGAGUCCCUGAUGCCCUCACAGGCUGUGAAGGGUGGUGCUUUUGAUGGCACCAUGAAUGGGCCCUUUGGGCAUGGCUACGGCGAGGGGGCUGGUGAGGGCAUUGAUGAUGUUGAGUGGGUAGUUGGCAAGGACAAGCCCACCUAUGAUGAGAUCUUCUACACACUGUCUCCUGUCAAUGGCAAGAUCACAGGCGCUAAUGCCAAGAAAGAGAUGGUGAAGUCCAAGCUGCCCAACACAGUGCUGGGAAAGAUCUGGAAGCUGGCAGAUGUGGACAAGGAUGGCCUGCUGGAUGACGAGGAGUUUGCCCUGGCCAACCACCUUAUCAAGGUCAAACUAGAGGGCCACGAGCUGCCCGCUGACCUUCCUCCGCAUCUCAUCCCACCCUCCAAACGGAGGCAUGAGUGACUUCCAUGCCUGAGAUAGCCCACAGCCCCAGGGCUGCUGGCACUUUCUACCCACCAGCUCCUUUCUGCCCGGUGGGCUGGGGCCUGGAGGGGCAGAGAUGGGGGGAGGGAAAGGGUCACCAUUUUUCAAGGUCCAUAAAGACUGAGCGGUGUUUCCUCAGCUCUCGAAUAGGAAAACCACCAUCUUUCUUUUAAAGCUGUUCCGGGGUUCAGCGGGGAGGCCUGGGUGAUGCUUGGAUGUGAACAGUGGGAUUUUGUGCACAAGAACCAUGAUAUUUUUAAUAUAUAACAUUAGAGGCAGCCUUCUUUCUUGCCUCUUCUGUCUGACAGCCCCACACUCAGCCUCUCCCCUAUCCCAGCCAGGCAGUGACAGUGACUCUGGGAACCACCUCUCCAACCCACCCUGGCACCCCCGUGCCCGCUGCCCCAGGCUAUAUAAGCAGGAGGCUCCAGUUCCUUUGGUUUGUUUCCAGACUGGGGCUUCCUCAUGGAGGUUGUUUCCCACUAGCUGUGUUCUGUGCUUGGAUAAGCUGUUCCAAUCCUCUGCUGUGAUGUGGGGUGCACACCUUCCCUUUGUCCACAACCCCUGGCACCCCAGACAGCACAGGAGCCACAGGUAGAAGACCCAACCACUGUUGAUGUUGUGGAGGAUGGAGGAGUUUUGAGACAGUGUCUUCUAGGAAAAUGCAUAAGCUAGUUAGUGUUCUGUAAAAUGACACUUUAUACUUGACCAAGACUUUGGGUAACUUACAUCACUUGUUCAAAGCUGUGAUUUUGUCUCCCCUUUCCUAUACUCCAGCCUUGGAGCAGUUCCACUCCAGAGUCAGCAAGGAGCAGACAUCCUUGGGCUUGAGUUUGCUUUCAGGCUGAGGGGAGGUCAUCCCAGCUUCUGCUCGGAGGGGUCUGAAAUGUACCUCUUAAGGUCAACCUUUGUGGCAGCUUCCUGAAGCCCCUCUCUGCCUUUGGGCAGGCAGUAGGCCCUAUGACCUGGGACUGGUGAGAGGAAGCCUGUGGUUCUGGCCUGGGUGUAGUGUCCAUGCAGCAGGACAGGGGAAAACCCAACCCCUUCCCUCACCCUGUCAUUUCCUUCCUCUCCUCCUCCUCUGCUCAGCCAAGGAGGUCUGGGUGUCCUGAGAGCCCCAGACGGAGCAGUAAGAAGCCAGAGCUAGCAGAUGACUACUUUAGUCACCCCACUGUCACUUGGGGACCUGGACACACCCUGUGGCCAGUGGUUGGCUGUCAGGGUGGGCUUUAUAUUGAGGUGGGUAAGGCAGUACAGACUGGUCAUCUGGCACCACAGGUGGCCUUCAGGGAGCUGCCUGCCAUCCCCCCAGCGCUGUUCUGGGCCCUGCUGAGAGUGAGCUCCAGCCUGGCCUGUUACCUCCCUGCCUCAGCCCUCCACUCCUUGGCUGAGGGUGAGUGAAAUGUCUUCCUCACAGGUUCACUGUUUAAAGUCCAGUGGGCUCUGUUCUCACCUAUAGGGAGAGCAGCUGAGUGAAGACUUUGUUUCUUGCAUUAAAGAAAGUUUAAUUGUGCCAAA